GUUGGCAUCAUCACGUGGAUUGUAUUUGACGUUCAGCCAACAGUUGACGGCCACACCACAAGUCAGAAGAAUCAAGUGGGAAGUUUUCAGCCGGCUCAAGGUGUCACAAAAUGGCUGAUUCGGCAGACGUGGCAGACAGGUACAAAGGUAAGCCGGAAAUUGAGAUAUGCUACGGGGGUGAGGCUGACCUCCACAAACACCUUGUCGACUGCACCAAGAACCCAGGUCACCUUGGCUUUAUACCUGUAAAAGAUUUUACUAUGGAUCACCUCCCAGCUGGUUACCAUGACGACGAUUUUUUCGAGUCGAUCCAAACACUAAUUGAUUUGACGGUGUUUAUUAAAGUGUAUUACACCAGUGCUGAUCGCCCGAUGUUUGCGUCAUAUUUCAAUAGCCAGUACCCGGCCUACGACAUCAGGGGAAGUUCUGUGCUGAGAACUGGGUCGGGCAGGAUUUGGAGGGUGUACCGGUUCAACAACAGGAGAGAUUUGUCCUGCAAUUGUCCGAAAUGUGAGAACUCUACCAGCCCCAGCAAAGAUUUCGCCGACAUCACGAUCAUCACCGUGCCCCAUGUUGUGUUUGACGACAGCGAAGCCAAACACGCCAAAUGUCUGAUCAAUUUUGACGGUCAGAAAAGUCCGUCGGUCACGCUUGAAAUCGGUCGAUUGAACUGCAUUGACGUGGAACGGGAUUUGUGCCUGUUGACCUUUGUGACGUGUGACGUGGCGUUAAUUGAUAGGCUUUACGACAAGUGGAGCCGGUUUGAUAAACUGUGCGUGAAAAUCAAUAAGGUCAUAAAGACCCAAGCGGAUAAAUCCGACAAGAAAACACCGGCAACGUUUUCUAGAAAAUUCGCAGAUGACCAACAGCUGACCGUUAUAGUCUCACAUCCCCACGGCUGCCCCAAGCAAGUCUCGGUUGGACACAGUACCAACAAAGACGAGAAUGAGGAGUGGACCAGGUACACCUACACCACCGCGACCUGCCCGGGGAGCAGUGGCGCACCUGUGUAUAUUCUAGAGGCGGGGGAGGUUUUCAUGUCCCACCUGCAUAGCGGAGCCAACGAUAGGGGCAACUACAGCUCCGCCUGGCCAUGGGGGAGCGACGUGAUGUAA
Messenger RNA from Physella acuta, 1115 nucleotides. RefSeq lists its product as uncharacterized. The record is from RefSeq and is a predicted model, not a curated record. Lineage: Eukaryota; Metazoa; Mollusca; Gastropoda; Physidae.